AUGCCCUCACCUCAAGCUCCUCCACCUCUCCCAGACACCCGCCGCAUCAUCACAACCCACAACGCCUCCCGCUCCGCCACUAUCGCCAUCAAUGAACACAAAGAACCCACCGCCCUCGAGGACGGAACGUACCUUAACCCCCUCUGGUCAUCCGACGAGCUCCCCGCCACGAUCGACCAGGACCCAACCAAGAUCCAGCCCGACCCGGCCGCCGCGACAACCGGUGGCUCCGUCUUCUGCACCUACGAUCUGCCCCCGAAAUACGAGGGGCCGAUGCAUCGCUCCAUCACCCUCGAUUAUAUCACCGUCACCCAAGGCGUGGUCAAGCUGAGCACGGACGAUGGGUCCACGGUGACGCUGCGGCCGGGCGACACGGUCGUGCAGAGGGGCACCAUGCACAAGUGGGGGAAUCCGUCGGAUGAAUGGGCUAGAUUGACUUCGGUAAUGGUGCAGGCGAGGCCGGUGGUGGUGGAUGGUAAGGAGAUGGAGGCUGUGUGGCCGUUUUAG
Messenger RNA from Aspergillus welwitschiae, 507 nucleotides. RefSeq names its product cupin domain-containing protein. Lineage: Eukaryota; Fungi; Ascomycota; Eurotiomycetes; Eurotiales; Aspergillaceae. The record is from RefSeq and is a predicted model, not a curated record. Bases 1 to 507 code for a protein of 168 amino acids. The transcript has a single exon.